GACACGCGGUUGGCGGGGCAGGCGGGGCGGCCUCCUGCUCUUCCCCCACCACCGCAUCCUUCAUCUCUUUCUCUCCCCUCCCCAACGUCCCUUCUCUCAGUCGAAGUGCCCAGAGUGUUUUUGAUAUUGACAGGUUGAAUUGGGGGCCCGCGGAUCUUAUCGCAAGUUCCACUGCUAAAAACCGUGUUCGUCUUCUGGCCUCCCAAGAUGGUGCACCUUUCCACCGUCACGCACAAGGACGAGGGGUCCGUCAACAAGCUCGCCGAAGGCGUCAAGAAAGUGCACCUGCAGCUGGCCAACGAUGACGACAACUUCACCACCAGCGUCUAUGGCUCCAAGUUCGCCGCCCAGGACCUCCCGCGCCACGAGAUGCCCGAACACGAGAUGCCCAAGGAGGUGGCUUACCGCAUGAUCAAGGACGAGCUGAGCCUGGACGGCAACCCCAUGCUGAACCUGGCUUCGUUUGUCACCACGUACAUGGAAGAGGAAGCCGAGAAGCUCAUGGCCGAGUCGUUCUCCAAGAACUUCAUCGACUACGAGGAGUACCCCCAGUCCGCCGAUAUCCAGAACCGCUGCGUCUCCAUGAUCGGCCGCCUCUUCAACGCGCCCGUCGGAGCCGGCGAGACGGUCGGCGCCGUCGGCACGUCGUGCGUCGGCAGCUCCGAGGCCAUCAUGCUGGCCGUGCUGGCCAUGAAAAAGCGCUGGAAGAACAAGAGGAUGGCGGAGGGCAAGCCGUGCGACAAGCCCAACAUUGUCAUGUCGUCGGCAGUGCAGGUCUGCUGGGAGAAGGCGACUCGGUACUUCGAGAUUGAGGAGAAGCUCGUCUACUGCACCGAGGACCGCUACGUCAUCGACCCUGAGGAGACGGUCAACCUAGUGGACGAGAACACGAUCGGCAUCUGCUGCAUCCUCGGCACAACCUACACGGGCGAGUACGAGGACGUCAAGGCGGUCAACGACCUGCUGUGCAAGAAGGGCCUGACCACGCCGAUCCACGUCGACGCCGCCAGCGGUGGCUUCGUGGCGCCCUUCGUCGUGCCGGACCUCGAGUGGGACUUCAGGUUGGAGCGUGUGGUGUCGAUCAAUGUCUCCGGGCACAAGUAUGGCCUCGUCUACCCCGGUGUCGGCUGGGUCGUCUGGCGCAGCGCCGAGUACCUGCCACAGGAGCUCGUCUUCAACAUCAACUACCUCGGCGCCGACCAAGCUUCGUUCACGCUGAACUUCAGCAAGGGCGCUAGCCAGGUCAUCGGCCAGUACUACCAGCUGAUCCGGCUCGGUAAGCACGGCUACCGCGCCAUCAUGAGCAACCUCACGCGCACGGCCGACUACCUCUCCGACUCGCUCGAGGCGCUCGGCUUCAUCAUCAUGUCCAAGAAGUCGGGCGAGGGCCUCCCGCUGGUGGCCUUCCGGCUGCCGCCGCAGGAAGGGCGCAACUACGACGAGUUCGACCUCGGGCACCAUCUGCGCGUGCGCGGCUGGGUGGUGCCGGCCUACACGAUGGCGCCGCACACCAACAACCUCAAGAUGCUGCGGGUGGUGGUGCGCGAGGACUUCACCAAGAACCGGUGCGACAACCUGAUCAACGACAUUAAGCAGUGUCAGCAGCUGCUCGAGAAAAUGGACGCCGAGAGCAUCAAGCGGCAGCAGGAGUUCAUCCACAAGCACCACACGGCCAGCGGCAAGGCCUCGCACAACCACCCCAAGUACCGGAGGGAGAAGCACUCGCUCCAGGGCAAGACGGGCAAGACGCACGCCAUCUGCUAAGGCGCAUCGAAUCGCGAAACGGAAAUUGUGAUCAAUGCCCAGUGGUUUCGGCACUUAAGGGGUCGACGU
Molecule: messenger RNA, 1833 nt
Organism: Thermothielavioides terrestris NRRL 8126
Lineage: Eukaryota; Fungi; Ascomycota; Sordariomycetes; Sordariales; Chaetomiaceae
Exons: 6
Coding region: 208-1764 (518 amino acids)
Biological process (GO): L-glutamate catabolic process
Cellular component (GO): cytosol
Molecular function (GO): pyridoxal phosphate binding; glutamate decarboxylase activity
Source: RefSeq, a predicted model, not a curated record